UAAAGAGACUCUUUCUUUUUUUUUUUCUUCUUUCUCUACAUCUCUCUCUCCUUUUAUUUCUUUCUUUUGUCUGCAAAUUAAUGGAAGAACAUACUCAAGAUCCCCGUGAAAUUGCGUUCUUGCACUCCGGCGAAUUUCUCCGGGGGGAUUCCGACUCAAAGGAUGAUCAACCAAACGAGUCUUCGGAGGAACAUCGUCACGAGUCGCCUAUCAAAGAAGUUGAUUUCUUCUCCGCCAAAAGUCAGCCGUACGAUGAUAUUGGCCAUGUGAGAAUGACGACUACCAUCGUUGGAUCUUCCGGUUUUAAUGAUGACUUAGUUAUGGUAAAUUCAUGGCAUGGAACAUCAAGCGAUGAUGGCGAUGACAAAACCAAAACCAAAACCCAAAUUAUUAGGCUGAAAUUGGAGCUAGCGAGGCUCCACGAGGAGAAUUACAAACUGAAGCAUUUAUUAGAUGAGAUCAGUGAGAGUUAUAACAACCUCCAAAGAAGAGUUUUGUUGGUAAGACAGACACAAGUGGAAGGUCUACAUAAACAACAUGAGGAUAUACCUCAAGCUGGUUCUUCACAAGCUCUAGAGGACAUGAACAAUGAAAUCGCAGCCACUACCUUGAAACGACGGUCACCAGACGACGUGGAUGAUCGUGAUAUGCACCAAGGACGAUCACCAAAAACUCCAAGAUUAGACCAAAACAAGAGUAAUAAUCCUGACGAGCAACAAAACCCUCAUGAUCAGCUACCCUUUCGAAAAGCUAGGGUUUCCGUCAGGGCUAGAUCUGAUGCCACCACGGUAAAUGACGGAUGUCAAUGGAGAAAAUAUGGUCAGAAAAUGGCCAAAGGAAAUCCAUGUCCUCGGGCUUACUAUCGCUGCACCAUGGCCGUUGGAUGCCCUGUUCGUAAACAGGUCCAACGAUGCGCGGAGGAUACAACUAUUUUGACCACAACAUACGAAGGAAACCAUAACCAUCCUCUUCCACCGUCAGCAACCGCCAUGGCCGCCACCACCUCGGCUGCAGCCGCAAUGCUCUUAUCUGGCUCCACCACAAGCAACCUGCACCAAACACUCUCUAGCCCCUCGGCCACGUCAUCAUCUUCCUUCUACAAUAACUUCCCAUACACCUCCACAAUCGCCACACUCUCCGCCUCCGCUCCUUUUCCCACCAUAACCUUAGACCUCACCAACCCGCCUCGACCACUACAACCACCGCCGCAGUUUCUGAGCCAGUAUGGUCCCGCCGCGUUUUUACCAAACGCUAAUCAAAUUAGGUCAAUCAAUAAUAAUAACAAUCCGCAGUUAUUAUUACCUAAUCUGUUGGGUCCACAAGCACUACCACGUGACAUGGUCGAUUCAGUUAGGGCUGCGAUUGCCAUGGAUCCGAAUUUCACGGCGGCGCUUGCGGCUGCGAUCUCAAACAUUAUCGGAGGUGGUAAUAACGACAAUAAUAAUAAUAAUGAUAUUAUUAAUGAUAACAAGGUUGAUGCGAAAAGUGGAGGUAGUAGUAAUGGAGAUUCGCCACAGCUUCCUCAGUCUUGCACCACUUUCUCUACAAACUAAUUUAGUAUCAUUAUUAAAUUAUGUUAUCUUAUAUUUAUUGUUAUUACUACACACAUAUUAUAAUGCGUAUCAUAUGUUUUCUGGUGUACAUUAUAUACAAAUGGAUAUGGAGAGAGAGAGAGAGAGCUCUUAUAGGUUUUUUUUGAUAGGACUAUAUUUCGGCUACUGUUUAUUUUUUGUUUUGUUUUUCAUAUAUGUUGAAAGAAUGACACCGAUCGAUCUGUAUCUGCAUCUAUAUAUGUAUGUAUCUUAAAUAUUUUAUGUUAAAAAA
Molecule: messenger RNA, 1824 nt
Organism: Camelina sativa (false flax)
Lineage: Eukaryota; Viridiplantae; Streptophyta; Magnoliopsida; Brassicales; Brassicaceae
Product: putative WRKY transcription factor 47
Biological process (GO): regulation of DNA-templated transcription
Molecular function (GO): sequence-specific DNA binding; DNA-binding transcription factor activity
Source: RefSeq, a predicted model, not a curated record